Molecule: messenger RNA, 1411 nt
Organism: Cornus florida
Lineage: Eukaryota; Viridiplantae; Streptophyta; Magnoliopsida; Cornales; Cornaceae
Exons: 5
Coding region: 869-1267 (132 amino acids)
Molecular function (GO): ATP hydrolysis activity
Source: RefSeq, a predicted model, not a curated record
ACGCCUUUUUUUCCACGUCACCAACACACAGAUCACAAAAAGCCCUAAUCUUCUUUCUUUCCCAGCCAGUCUCUCAAAAUGCGCUAAUCUUCUUUCUUCCAUUAUUUCUGUUGAGGAGGCCGGAUCCCACCUUGUUGCUUACUCUGCCAACAACACCCAGCCAGUCUCUCCCCUGCUAAGGCUGGUAUCCAUCUCUCCACACACUUGGCCAAGAAUCAAGUUCACUUCAAAGCUUGCAACAAACAGUAUUGUGACAUUCCUCUUCAAUAAUGAAGCUAUAAGAGCAAACCCUUUUCUACUUUGUUUCUCUCACCUCGUUAAAGUUUUUAUCUCUUUUUUGGGUUUUUGAACAUUAAAGUACGUAGUUUUCUUUUUGUAUACUCUAUUUUAUUUCUCAUUCUUUGAUUCUGGAAAAUAUUCUACAAAUUGGAUGUUCUAAGUAUAUAUCUGAUUUUGGUUCAAAAAUUUUCAAUGAAUUAAUUAGUGAAGGUUUUUGUUCACCCUGCCGGAUCAUUUACCCCAUCUCCGCUUGAAGUUCUCUCUCCUAUCUAUCUCUAUCUCCGCUUGAAGUUCUAGUUCGACAGGGAAAGGAAAGUUAGGCGAUCUCAACCAAUUUCUACCUUGACCAACACAGAGCUAUUUGUUCAACCCUCUCUUUACUCUCUAGAACCGAGGAUCGGGACUUACCUUCAUUCUUCAGGUGAUUCAGAGAAGUUAAUAAAAGUGUUGUUCGAUCUUGCGAGGCAUCAUGCACCAUCAACUAUAUUUCUUGAUGAAAUUGAUGCAACCAUUAGUCAGCGUGGUGAAGGACGUAGUAAGCAUGAAGCAAGUAGGCGAUUGAAGACUGGGCUACUCAUACAGACUACAGAUGGAUGGUUUGACGCAGACAGAUGAGCUUGUUUUUGUUUUGGCGGCAACAAAUCUUCCUUGGGAACUAGAUGUUGCUAUGCUCCGAUGUCUUGAGAAGCGGAUCCUUGUACCUCUCCCAGAACCAAAAGCAAGAAGAGCAAUGUUUGAUGAACUAUUGCCAUCUACACCAGGUGAGGAGGAACUUCCAUAUGAUAUAUUGGUUGAAAGGACAGAAGGUUAUUCAGGUUCAGAUAUUCGGUUAGUGUACAAAAAGGCUGCCAUGCAGCCACUAAGAAGAGUAAUGGCAUUACUUGAACAAAACCAAGAAGUUGUGCCUGAGGAAGGUACUUGCUUGGAUUUUGUACAAUGGACAACGAAGUGGAGGAAGUGUGAAAAAUUGGAGGUCAACUUGCGGUAGGAAUUAAUGAACAAUGUGAAGAUUGAUGUCUAUUUUUGGGAAAUAUUGAAUUUUCUUUUUAAUUUUGGCACGUUGAAUAAUUAAUGAUGAAUUGUAAAUUAAUGUCUUACUCUUUUGAUAUAUAUUUAAUAGUGAAUUUAAACA